AUGUCAAACAGUAGUGAAUCUGAAAGUCGUCAUAGAAGAAGAUCAGAAUCAUAUUCAUCUGAUUAUUCACCAAGACCAAGAAGAUCACGUUGGGAUGAAAAACCUACUGUAGUUUCAACAUUAAUUGAUACAAAUGAAAAACCUGAUGCAACACCUGCUUUAAUUUCAAAUGAUAUUGGUAUACAAAAUAAAAUUGAAUCAUUACCAGAUGUAAAACCAGGAGAACGAGCAUUUUUUGAAGAUGCUUUAAUACAACGAGAUGAAUCAGAAUUAUCAAGUGAAGAACGAAAAAAAAUUCAACUUAAAAGAUUAUUAUUAAGAAUUAAAAAUGGAACACCUGCAAUGAGAAAACAAGCAUUACGUCAACUUACUGAAAGAACAAAAGAAUUUGGAGCAGAAGUAUUAUUUGAACAAAUUUUACCAUUACUUAUGUCAAUAACUUUAGAACAACAAGAAAGACAUAUUUUAGUAAAAGUAGUAAAUCGUAUUAUUUUUAAAUUAGAUAGUUUAGUUCGUCCAUUUACUGCAAAAUUAUUAGUUGUUAUAACACCUUUACUUGAUGAUGCAGAUUUUAUUGCUCGUGUAGAAGGAAGAGAAAUUAUAUCAAAUUUGGCUAAAGCUGCUGGUCUUCAAACAAUGAUAGCAGCUAUGAGACCAGAUAUUGAUUCACCUGAAGAAUCAAUUAGAAAUACAACAGCUCGUGCAUUUUCUGUUGUUGCUGCAGCAAUUGGAAUACCAUCAUUACUUCCUUUUUUAAAAGCUGUUUGUGGAUCAAAGAAAAGUUGGUAUGCACGUCAUACAGGAUUAAAAUGUAUUCAACAAAUUGCUAUUUUAAUGGGAUGUUCUGUUCUUCCUCAUUUAUCAGCACUUGUUGCUAUUGUUUUUCCUAGACUUAAUGAUAUUGAAGCUAAUAUAACUAAAUUUGCAGCACUUGCUAUUGCAGCACUUGCAGAAGCAUCAUAUCCAUAUGGUGGAGAUGUUUUAGAACAAACAUUAGAACCAAUUAUUGAAGGAUGUAAACGAAUGAGAGGAAGAUUACUUGCAUCUUAUAUUAAAGCAGCAGGACAAGUGAUAUCAGUUGUUGAUGAAGAAAUAGCAGCGAAAUAUGGAUGGGAAAUUAUUAGAGUUGUUGUAAGAGAAUUUAAAACAUCAGAUGAAGAAAUGAAGAAAAUUGUAUUAAAAGUAAUAAGACAAUGUUUAAAUGUUGAAAUUAUUGGAAAAGAAACAUCAAAAAAUAAUAUUGCAGAAAGAUUUUUUGAAUCAUUUUGGCAUAGAAGAAAUUCAGUUGAUAAAAAAUUAAGUAAAGAAGUUAUUGAAACAGCAUUAUUAUUAUCACAAAAAAUGGGUGCAAAAUAUAUUUUUAGAAAAAAUUGUUGUUUUU
Messenger RNA from Entamoeba histolytica HM-1:IMSS, 1381 nucleotides. Its product is annotated as splicing factor3B subunit 1, putative. Gene Ontology annotation, biological process: spliceosomal complex assembly. Lineage: Eukaryota; Evosea; Mastigamoebida; Endamoebidae. Gene Ontology annotation, cellular component: U2 snRNP; U2-type prespliceosome; catalytic step 2 spliceosome. The annotation marks the transcript as partial. The record is from RefSeq and is a predicted model, not a curated record. Gene Ontology annotation, molecular function: mRNA binding. The transcript has a single exon.